AUGCCACUUAUUGCUGAAAUCCAAUACAGAUGCGGCGAAGUGCCACCAUUGAAUGAAAUUUAUAUAAAUUUUAUUUUACACAAAAACUGUUUCGAUUGUGGAGGUAUUUACAGAUUAUGUGGACUGAGUGCAGUCAGAAAAUUUUGGAAUAAUUUAUAUAUUAUACUUGGUAAGAUAAUUUAAUUUUUGAUACGUAAUUUAUUGGUUUUUUGAUAGAUUUUUGCUUUCAGAUCUCAGGAUGGUGAUGCUAAAGGUAUUGAGAAAGCAAAAGAUGCGAGAGCACCAGAUUCGAGUACUGAUUUUGGGAUUGGAUUGCUCAGGGAAAACGACGAUAAUGAAACGAUUAGAAGGGGAAGACUACAUGGAGGUAAGUAUAACCUAGCAUCAGCUACUGGUUCUAUUUUUAUUGCUGAUCUGUUUAGGUCGCUCCAACAUUUGGGUUUAAUAUAUCAACCCUGGAAUUUCGGCAAUGGAAACUUAAUUGUUGGGACAUUGGAGGUCAAAGCUCGUUGCGGUCGUAUUGGAGAAACUAUUUCGAGCACACAGAUGCUCUUGUUUACGUCGUCGAUUCUACUGAUGUCUUGAGAUUAAAGGAGGCUCGUCAAGAAUUGGAUAAAUUACUAAAUGAGCAGUGUUUGGUUGGUGUAACACUUCUAAUAUUGGCGAACAAGCAAGAUAUUGCCGGUUCAUUGACUGCGGAGGAUAUUCAGAGGGUAAGUAUAGCUCUCUCUUUAUUAUUAUUUUAAGUUUAUGGCCUUUUUGCUUUCGUAUUUACUGCAUUUUGGGAUUUUUUAUUUAAUUUUGGAAUUGUUUUAUAGUACAAUAUAAGAAGCAUAAAUUUUCUUUAGGAAAUGAAGCUGGAAGAAAUAAAAUACCACCACUGGAAGAUCUUCGACUCAUCAGCGUACACCGGACAGAAUUUAAUCGAAGCUUUUCAAUGGAUGUGCGAGGAUGUUGAUCAGCGGAUAAGACUGCCUGACUAA
Molecule: messenger RNA, 983 nt
Organism: Bursaphelenchus xylophilus (pine wood nematode)
Lineage: Eukaryota; Metazoa; Nematoda; Chromadorea; Rhabditida; Aphelenchoididae
Source: the annotation of a GenBank genome assembly